This is a messenger RNA of Metarhizium album ARSEF 1941, 3651 nucleotides long. Its product is annotated as Spc97/Spc98 family protein. Bases 1 to 3651 code for a protein of 1216 amino acids. Lineage: Eukaryota; Fungi; Ascomycota; Sordariomycetes; Hypocreales; Clavicipitaceae. Gene Ontology annotation, molecular function: gamma-tubulin binding; microtubule minus-end binding. The transcript is spliced from 5 exons. Gene Ontology annotation, cellular component: equatorial microtubule organizing center; gamma-tubulin complex; centrosome. The record is from RefSeq and is a predicted model, not a curated record. Gene Ontology annotation, biological process: microtubule nucleation; meiotic cell cycle; cytoplasmic microtubule organization.
AUGGCCUCGGGUAACAAUGACCCGAAGCUCCUCUACGCUGUCGAUGGCAUCAAAGCCUAUCAUAUUGCCAACGGCACCGAGCAUCCCCUAACCCCAAGCGGUCCCCAGACGCUGUCGCUGCUCAUGGUUCCGACCGCUUCGGGUUUUGCAGACCCUUCUGGCAUCGGCUCUGGCGAGGAGGACUUUUACCUCCAUCUGCAUCUGCCUCCCGAGCUGGACUUGCCCAUGCCCGCCACCACUCAGAUAUACCACCAGCCUCCGACGAGCUAUCUGAUUCCUCGCUGGGACCUGAGCCCCGACACCGGCGCUUUUACGCGCAUUGAAUUUCCGGCCGUCGGUAGCCGUCCCGGCAUUCAGGAAGAUGUAGAUACAUUUGAGACGAUUCUUGCGCAGUGCACCGCAUUCUUAGAGCGUGCGCCUCCACCCAAGUCAAACAGGUCCGAGACGGCCCCUGUUUCUGGAGCUUCGGCAAAGGCGAUGGAGGCACGUGGCGAGGAACCGCCCCCGUAUAACCCGGCUGACUACACCCAAGGCGAAGGCUAUGUUCCUGGGAGUCUGAGUUCAAGUGGCAAAGGCGGCCGAAUCGUCUUGGUGGAUGAGGAGGACGGCAGCGUCAUCGGCGAAUUGAGCGAAGGGUUUCAAGUCGUGGAAGAUUCCGGCAUCAAGCCUGGAUCCAAAGACGGGUCCCAAGCCAUCAAUAUCCAGCCAGCCCCGGCAUACGGAGAGCAAAUCCAUCCUGCAUAUAAAAAGUCUACAAUCUUCAACAUGGGAAUGAGGGCAUCUCGUCUUCUCAUCACGACAUCAGACUACGUCUCCCACGCCCUCCAGGGCCAGGCCGACAAUUUUACCAAGAACACACGGCCUGUGGCCAAACCAGUCACCUUCACACCCACCACACACGCACAUAUCCGAAAGAUCAACCAGUUUUCGAACAAAGCCGCCGGUUUGUCCGCUGCGACUGUUGGCUCCAUUGCCAAAGUAGCACAGAAUUUUGGAGCCAACCUUUCCCGUCGCAAGGACGGAAAGGCCCGGGGAUACGAUGGAGACGGCAACGUCGUCGAGACAUAUAAACCUGGCGUUUUGAACAAGAGCUUGAUGGCCUUCAAUACUGUAGUAGAUGGCAUGGAACAGGCCGGCCGUAGUCUACUCACAAACACAUCUUCAAGUGUCAGCCAGGUUGUUGAGCAUAGAUGGGGGCCGGAGGCUGGUCAAGUGUCGCGAAACCUAGGCGGUGGCUUCAAGAAUGUGGGAUUGGUGUACAUCGACGUAACGGGUGUGUCUCGUCGUGCCAUUUUGAAGAGUGUAGCAAAGGGCAUGGUUGUCGGAAACGUCAAGGGAGGCGGCCAAGUUAUUGUUGGUGGGGACGAGAAGAGCAAGACGGGACCUUCCACGGGGGGGCGUGGGGGCGGGGAUGGAGAGAAGAAUCAAUACGGCGAGUCUUCGAGUGUGUCUGGCGAUUAUCAAAGCAGUGGCAAGAAACCUGCUUCCAUGCUCCACGAAAUCCUCCUCUCCCUCUCUGGUCACCCAUCUCCUCUUCUUCAUGCACCUUCAUCGCCCGAAGCAGACGCCCUAGCAGGCAUAACACCCCCCGAACGACAGCUUCUGUCGUUUGCCAGACAUAUCAGUGACCUGAAUAUCAAUCUAAUCGCCUACUCCACCGAACUAUCCACGACGCAUUCUUCAACGAUAUGUCGAGCUGUCGCCACGGCCAUAAGUUCCGUCCAUCUGGCUGCGUUUCAGCGAAAGGUCCUGCAAGUCGAGGAGAGCAUACUAAGGAAUGACGCCGACUUUGUGGGGGCAUAUAACAUCGUUCCAUUGACCGCUGUCAUGGGCGAAUUCCAGCAGUGGACGAGACGCUUAGAGUGGCUAUGGGACACGGUACAGUUUAUCAUGGCCAAGAACAAGGAUGGGAGCUCGUGCAGGGGGUCAACAUUGAUUGACCGGUUGCGAGACGAAUUGCAGAGUGGGUAUCAAGACAUUGCCGACUCAGCAGAGAGCUUGGUGAAGGUCGCGGAGACGGCGUGGUUGAAGCAGGCGGCCGCGUGGGUGCUGUACGGGAGGUUGCCUAGUUUUGGGAGCGAUGACUUCUUCGACUAUGUUUGUGUUGAGAACUGCCUCCCAUCAUUUGUCACAGGAGCAACAGCGGCAUCCAUGAUAUUCAUUGGCAAAUCACUCAACCACGUUCGCGCCAUGAACGACACAGGCGCCUCCCCGGGCGGAGUUGCACACGUGUCCGCAAAGCUCCAAGAAUUAUCAACCUUGACACUUCCGCUAGAAAACUCGGAGUUUUCCAAAGCAAUCAGAGCCAUUCGCAUAUCCCUGUCGCAAAACACCUUGCAAAAGAUGCUUCCGCUCGCCAAAGUUUCAGAAAUGUUCCAGCUUCUUCGAGACUUCUUCCUCCUUGGCCGAGGUGAAUUCGCCAUGGCCCUCACACACGAAGCAGACGAAAAGAGCAGAAACCGCUGGCGGAGAGCAGGCAACCUCGCACACGACAAAGUCGAUGGCCUGAAAAACAUCACCGUCAAGGAUGGUGAAGUUGCUGCGGUUCUGAACAGGACGUGGGCUGUGCUCGUCUCCAUGCAGGGCCAGCACGCCGAGGAGGAUGACCAGCUUGAACUCGCACGAAGCUUAAUACAACUCCAUAUCAUCACCAAGUCUAACCCCCCUGCUGCUCUUGUCACCGGAAGAGGCUUGGACGUUCAAGCAGCAAAUGUGCUCGCCACCUCUCCUUUUCGCAACAUGCUCUUCUCCGUCCCGGCCAUGCUCAGCCUCGAUCUGCCCUCACCUCUAGACAUGGUCAUCUCCCCGUCCGACCUCCAGCUUUACUCCUCCGUAAACGCAUACCUCCUCUCCCUACGCCGCGCGCACGUGCGCCUCACAGAGCUCUGGAAAAUCACCUCGCUUCGCCGUCACUUCCCCUCCCCUCGCGGGGCGUCUGACCACGCCGUCACGCUCCGAGAGCGCUGGUCCGACCGCGCCUGGCUGCUCCGAGGCACGUGGACCACGGCGAGCGCGGCCAUCUUCUUCCUCGCCGAGACGGAAGCCUACUUCCAGACGGAAAUCGUCAAAACCCUCUGGCAAAACUUUCACGCCUGGCUUGCCCCGUCGCAGCCGCCGCGCUCCGGCCUGGCUACCCCCGUGGACCACCACCACCAAUCCCAGCCUCCGAGCCAGCAGCCUCACGAUCCGCAAACCCUCUCCGACGCGCAUACGUUCUACCUCCGCACCCUCGCCCACCGCCUCCUUCUCACUCAACAACCUUUCACGGACCACUUGUACGCCCUCCUUCAACACAUCGACCACCUCGUCACACACGUCCACCGUCUACACUCAAUAUUCACCUCCCUUGACCUCGAGCACGAUGCCGGCGUAGUAGAUGCCUUUGUCGACCUUGAGCGUGAGCAAUCACAAGUGUUCACUUCACUACACACCAUACAACUAAAAGUGAGACAGAGCAUAGACAAGGUGGUUUCAGCGUUGAGAAACUUGGAAAACGAUGCUGCAUUCUUGGCGGAAUGGGACGGGCAGGGACUAGUGGAUGAUGAAAAUGACGAGAGGGCGUAUAUGCCGUGCCGUGUGGGAGGGGUUGAUAGGUUGUUGAUGAAGUUGGAUUUCGGCAGCUGGUUGGGCGGCGCGGCGUGCGAGGAAUAA